ACCGGCUCCAUAUGAUUUCCCAUGCACGUUUUUGUUUAUUUACAAUUUGGAGAACAUGCACUUACCACAACAAAGGCCCCACCACGACAUAGCCGCCCUUUUUGCGGACCAGCCGGAGUUCCUCCGGGUGAGCGCCCCAAUGGUCCGCUACAGCAAACUGGAAUUUCGCCGCCUCGUCCGGCUCAAUGGCGUGCAGUUGGCCUUCACGCCAAUGAUGAUUUCCGACUCCAUCAACAACAGUGAAAAGGCUCGACAGAACGAGUUUACCACGGGACCGGACGAUCAGCCUCUGAUUGCCCAGUUUGCGGCCAAGGAUGCCAAUGAAUUCGUGACAUCGGCGCAGCUCAUUUAUUCGUAUGUAGAUGGUAUUGAUCUGAACUGCGGCUGCCCUCAGGGCUGGGCCAUGGCAAAGGGCUAUGGAUGCGGAUUGCUACGACAGCCGGAAGUUGUACGUGAGGUGGUGCAGCAGGUUCGACGCACCCUGCCCUCUGACUUUAGUGUCUCGGUGAAGAUGCGUCUACUAGGCGGCGAGAGCUCCCUGGAGCGGACCAUUGAGCUAGCGAGGCAGCUUGAACAAGCGGGAGCUACUUUCCUGACCCUCCACGGCCGGACACCUGCACAGAAGCACUCCAAGGAUACCCUGGACAUUGGUGCCAUGUCCGAAGUGCGUCAAUCACUGCGAAUCCCGCUGAUAGUCAAUGGUAAUGUUGAGAGCUGGGCGGAUGCCUGUGAGCUGUCCGAGAAGACAGGGGCUGCCGGUGUGAUGGCUGCUCGCGGCCUGCUUGCCAAUCCAGCUCUUUUUAAUAGUGCGUAUCCGGAGGCCACUACUACCCCGCCAUCCUGUGUGCAACAAUGGCUGGACAUCGCGGAAUCUGCAGGGGAAAACUUGCUGUUUCAGUGCUUCCAUCACCACCUGACCUUCAUGUGGAGCACCGAAAUGAAGCGAUCUUUACGAGUUCAGUUCAACAGUUUGUCCACAAAAUCGGAAGUGUUGGACUUCCUCGAUGAUCACUACAGUAUUCGUCCUUCUGGAGUAUCCUCGACACCAGCUAUUUAUACCCCCUGUUCGUACAGCCAUUUCACUCCACCGAAGCAUGCUCGGCAUAUAGCAGCCGAGACCGAUGAACAGGAGUGGAGCUCGAAGAGCGAUGGAAAAUUCUUUACAGAAUUCCGAAAGCACCAGUUGACUGGAACUGGUGGCGAAGACUUGGAGCUGGGGGGUCUUUUUGGCGAAGAUGAGUAACUUUGAUUUUAAACUUUUAAUUUUCUGCCCUCAAGUUUGUACAUAAUAAACACAAAUUAAGGCUUGAAUAGCAUCUAGAA
Molecule: messenger RNA, 1323 nt
Organism: Drosophila bipectinata
Lineage: Eukaryota; Metazoa; Arthropoda; Insecta; Diptera; Drosophilidae
Gene: Dus4
Product: Dihydrouridine synthase 4
Biological process (GO): tRNA processing
Molecular function (GO): tRNA dihydrouridine synthase activity; flavin adenine dinucleotide binding
Source: RefSeq, a predicted model, not a curated record